CAUUUUUUGUUUUUUCUGGUUUCGUCGUCCUCCUCUGACUCCGAGCAGUGUCUGCACUCAGUUAGCAGAAGGAGCAAGAGAGAGAAAGUGAAAGUGAAGAAACAAAGUAGAAAAGAGCGAGCGUGUUGAGAGAAAAAACUGUAAGAAGAAACAACCCUAACGUUCUCAUGGAAAGCUUGGCGCAUUCUCGCCAACCAAACAAGUUUCCCGUCACAGUUUCCAAGAAAAUUACCGGCGCCGCAGGAGGCGCAGGUUUUCCGGCUGAAACUCUAUACGACCACGUAUACGGCGGCGCGACGAGGUUCGCCGGCGGCCACUCCCUCUCGCCACGCUUCGAGGACUACGGCGAGAUUUUCUCCAGCUUCCACGCGCCGCGCGCCUCCGCCAUUCCGGUGCUGGAUCUUCCGUCGCUCGAUGACGGCGAGGUCUUCUUCGACUUCCGAAACGUCGCGUGCGACUACUCCGAAAUUUUCCGAGGCUUCGACGGCCUCGAUUUUUGGCUCUCGUACGAGGACUUGUUUCACGACAGUGUCUCCGAAGAAGACGACGGUGAUGAUGCUGAAGAAGAAGAAGCAUGGACGCCGGUGGAAACUGAUUCAUUUUCCGGAGACUUGGACCAUUUUGGAUUUCACGAAGGCAUGCCAAAUGAUGAUCAUUUCCGGUCUUCUGAUGGAAUUACAGAGUUCAACGUUUUGUAUCAUAAGGUAAAUGGUACAGGCAAUGAAGAUAUGUCAAAGGGAAAAAGUACUAUUAGUCAGUUGCGUGCUGCUCCUGAAUUCGGUCAAAUAUUUGAUGAAACCACGCACUUUCAUAGGACGGAUCCUUCCUUACAGGUUGUUGAUGAUGUUGACCUCGAUAUGGAAUUUAAUGCAAGCCAGGCAAGGAGAAACCAUAGAGAAAUGGUGUCACUUCCGGUUAAUUUUACAUCUGGUGAACAGGUUUUUGGUAGUGAUCUUGAUCUGCGCAGUGGAUGCUGCAAAAAUGAUUCUCAUUCCAGUGAAACAUUCAUAACUGUGUCUCACAUUAGCCUCAGAACCCUACCCUCUCAAGUGCCGCCCCCUUCUCGGCCACCACCUGUAUUGGAUGCAAAACAGGAAUACACUGGUGGUUUUCUUUCAAAGAAAGAGGGGAUUGACAUUGAAGAGACCCUUGGUGAUACUUCGCCACCUUUCCUUGAUGUGGAGGUUGAUACAAAUUCAUCUGCUGCUUCUAUCAAAGAAGUCAUGCAUAGAUCUGAAGCAAAACAUAGGAGUGCCAAGGAAUUGAAAGAGAGAAAGAAGAGGCUUUCCGAAAGCAAUGCAGAUUCAAGAUAUGAUGUAAAGGUUAAUGAAGCAAAGACAAGUGUGAAUAUAACUAAAUUUGAUAGUUUGAAUGAUAAAGGUGUGCAGAGAAUCGGCAAAAAGAAAAUUUCUUUCACAGAUGAAAGGCAGAAAACUGGGAAGGCUGCCCCAGAAACUCUGGAAUUGUUAGAAGGGGAAAGACUUCUAAACGUGUUUGAUGAAACGCAUAUCAAGGAGUCCAGGUCAUCUCAAGAAUCAGAUAGAAGUACUGGAAUUGGGAUGUGGAAAGAAGCAACUGAAUUUUUUGAAUUGGUGGGAACAGAAGAGCCUGGAAAGGUAAUUACGCCCACAAAACAUAGCCAUACUAAGAAACUGGUUCAAGAUAUCAGAGCGCAUGAGUGUGGCAAGGAAGAAAGGGAAGCGUUCAACGUUAAAGCAGAAUACAAAAAGGUUGGAGAAGUUGAAGGUCCUCAGCAAGAGGAAUGCAAGGAGAAAUACAAAGUAGGAAAUGGGGCUCAUGAACAGAGAAAAACCAUUAAAAAAUCUAAGUUAUCUGAUGAGGAGUUCAGGCAGAGAGAGCAUGUGAAGAACGAGGAAAUGGCCGAAAUAUUUGGGCUAGAAAAGAGUGAGAAGGCAAGAGUGGUCAGUCUACAUGGAAAAACUGAUCAGAAAGUACCUAAAACUGAUCAACCAGGAUGCUUAAAAGACAUGUUCGAGACACAACGCAAGGAGCACAAACAAGUUGAGAUUGAGAAAUCAGAAGAGGUUGAUAGAGAAAGGCUCAGUGAAGUACAGUGCAGAAUGAAGCAUAUGGAAAGUGAGAAAAAACAAAAAGAGGAUGAACAACUACUACUGAGUAUGAAAAGGCAUAAACAGUCUCAGAGAAUGAAAGAAAACGGAAAAAUUCAAAGAGAAGCUUCUGCUCUUGGAGGUGUAGAGAGUGAGCAACGGGUGAAAGAUUCUGUUAAGCUAGAAAAGUUCGAAAGAUCAAAUGAAGCCUGUACUCUGGAUAGCCACAAGGAAAAUAUGACUUACAAAAUAGAAGAUGAAAUUAUCCUUGAAGCUACACAGAUUCACAAGAAGAAGCAAUUGAAGGAGACAUGUCAAAAUGAAGUUGGGAAAAGCCGCAAAGGUUCUUGUACAAUGGAAGAAAAUCAUGAAUGCUUAAAGGAUGCUCUUGAGCAGGUAAAGAAUGAAAAGGGACUUAAACGGGACUUUGAACUAGAAAUGAACGAGAAAAGAUCUGGAGUGACUUUUGAGCUAGGGGAAAAUGAGCCUUGCGAAAAAGAUCAAGGUAAAGAGAAACUUAAUGAAAUUUGUGAUGGGUAUAGAAAAGGAGAUAGACUAAAAGAUAUGGGUGAAGGCAUAUGGCUUCAGAAUGUUCUGAAACAAGCUCCAGAACUACAAAUGAAUAUUGGAAAUGAGACUCAGAGAAAGAAAGAAAUCGAUUGCCCAUCAGACCUAGCAUGUGACAGCGAAGGAACUGUGGAUAAAUCACGUGAAUACAGUGUGGAUAAAGCUUUGGAACAAACAGAAGGUGAUGGGAAAGGGAUUCACUUGAAUUUUGCAAAAGAAACCAGUGAGGAACGGAAUACAGAGAGUGAUGACAAUCUUGUGUCUGCUCACUCAUCGUCCAUUCAUGAAGAAAAUAUUUGCAUAAAGGAGCUAUGUCAAGACCCUAUAGCUGACCAAGAAAUUGGAAAGAGUGUCACUGCCUGCAAGAUUGAUGAAAAGAAAUUGGAAGAGGUAUGUUCGGAAAAUCUGAAGGAUACUGGGAAAAAAGGGGCUUUUGAAAUGUCCCAAGGAGAACUAGAGCAUUCAGGAAAGAUGACUUGCACUAGUACAAAUGUCAAUGUCAACGAGCAUAGUUUUAACAGUGAACAGGCAUGCACAAAGGAAACUAAGCCAGCCCCUCAAAUGGAAUUUGAUGCACGGAAUGGAGUGAGGACAAUUGAUGGAUGGGGUGAGAGAGUAAAGACUAAACAACAUGUGAAUGUUUCACUAAACACUGAAGAGAGCCGGGACCGAAUGUCAUUAAGCCAUGCUAACGUGUGUGUUGAUUAUGGAAGGAACACAGUAGCUGAUGAACCUGCUACAGUACAAGAAGCGGUAAAUAUCAAGAAGUCUUCUGAAAGAGGUCAUGCAUCAAAUUCCACCAAAAGCAAAGAUAAAAGUCUUGAUGAAACUUCUGCUUCAAUAGAGAAAGAUGCUGAGAGGAUAAGAAGAGAAAGAGAGUUGGAAGAAGAUCGUUUGAGAAAGAUAGAAGAGGAGAUGGAGAGAGAAAGGGAAAGACAGAAAGACAGAAUGGCUGUUGACAGAGCAGUGCUGGAGGCUGAAAGGGAAAGGGAAAGAGGAAAGGAUCGGAUGGCAGUUGAUAAAGCAACUUUGGAGGCUCGUGAUAGAACAUAUACUGAAGCUCGGGAGAGAGCAGAAAGGGCUGCCUUUGAGAGAGCAACUGCGGAAGCUCGACAGAGAGUACUGGCUGAAGCCAGAGAAAGACUUGAAAAGGCAUGCGCUGAGGCUAGGGACAAAACAUAUGCUGAUAAGGUUGCUGCAGAAGCCAGAUUGAAAGCACAGCGAACUGCCGUAGAAAGAGCAACUGUUGAGGCUCGAGAGCGUGCAAUGGAAAAAGUAAAGGUUGAGAGAGCGGCAUUUGAGUCCAGAGAACGAUUAGGGAGGUCUGUCUCUGACAAAUUUAGCGUUCCUUCCAGAAACAGCGGAAGACAGGGCUCUUCAUCCUCAGAUAUGCUGGAUCCAUUUUGUCAGAACUCUAGUUCCUCCACUCAUUCCAGAUAUCCGUACUCCUCAGUUUAUGGUGCUUCCUCUUUUACUGAAAGAUCAGAACGAGAAGGUGAAUCAGCUCAGAGGUGUAGGGCUAGACUGGAGAGGUAUCGCCGAACAGCUGAACGUGCAGCAAAAGCUUUGGAAGAAAAGAACAUGCGCGACCUUGUAGCUCAGAAGGAGCAAGCUGAGAGAAAUAGAUUAGCAGAAACCCUGGAUAUUGAAGUCAGGAGGUGGUCAAGUGGAAAAGAAGGAAAUUUGCGUGCAUUGCUUUCAACCUUGCAAUAUAUUCUUGGGCCUGAUAGUGGGUGGCAGCCAAUCCCACUGACGGACGUUAUAACUUCUGCUGCUGUCAAGAAAGCUUACAGAAAGGCCACCCUUUGUGUCCAUCCCGACAAAUUACAGCAACGUGGAGCAAGUAUUCAACACAAAUACAUAUGUGAAAAAGUCUUUGAUCUCCUAAAGGAAGCUUGGAACAAAUUCAACUCAGAAGAGCGAUAGCACACCUUAUGUUUUUUUACAUGUCCCUUUACAAGAGAGCAGUUCCCUUCACAUGUAAUGUGGGCUACUGGGGACGAAUACCACGUUCUUUUAUCAUUUUCAACGUUCUGUAAUAUUUAUUAUUCCCUAAAUAUUUAUAUGUAAGAAAUACUCAUCCUACCAAUGCAAAAGUUAAAGGGUAAAUACAUACAAAAAGGCAUAUAGAGGCUUGUAUUUAUACCAUCAGACAAACUUUGGAAUCCCAGUUCUAAAUCUUGAAUUUAUUACAAGGAUAUAAAACAUCAUGAAUCUGCA
Molecule: messenger RNA, 4856 nt
Organism: Vigna unguiculata (cowpea)
Lineage: Eukaryota; Viridiplantae; Streptophyta; Magnoliopsida; Fabales; Fabaceae
Biological process (GO): clathrin coat disassembly; clathrin-dependent endocytosis
Cellular component (GO): intracellular membrane-bounded organelle; cytoplasm; vesicle
Molecular function (GO): clathrin binding
Source: RefSeq, a predicted model, not a curated record